Messenger RNA from Polychytrium aggregatum, 1071 nucleotides. RefSeq names its product P-loop containing nucleoside triphosphate hydrolase protein. The annotation marks the transcript as partial. Gene Ontology annotation, molecular function: microtubule binding; ATP binding; microtubule motor activity. The record is from RefSeq and is a predicted model, not a curated record. Gene Ontology annotation, biological process: microtubule-based movement; mitotic spindle organization. The transcript has 5 exons. Lineage: Eukaryota; Fungi; Chytridiomycota; Chytridiomycetes; Polychytriales.
AUGGCAACUACAUCCGUCAGAGUAGCGCUUCGUGUGCGUCCCAUCACACCAAAAGAGAUCCUCGCCAACUCGGUCGACUGCAUUGCCUAUCCCGGCAACAGCACCGUCAUCGUCGGUGCUGACUCGACCACCAUAUAUGGCCACCAAGCCGAGAAGCGCCCCUACACCUUCGACCAUGUCUUUCCUCCGAGCAUCGGCCAGGACGAAGUCUUCAAGGCGUGCGUCCUGGACCUGAUCGACCGAUUCCUCGAGGGCUUCAAUGCCACCAUUCUUGCCUACGGCCAGACAGGCUCGGGUAAAACAUACAGGACGAUGCUCUGGCUGACUGUUGCUGGGCAUUCGUCAGGCAUCGUUCCGCGUGCCAUAUACGAGAUAUACAAUCGAUUGGAACAGACGCAAGCACGGCUGGCCGACAAGUUUGGAUUCCAGGUCUUUGUUUCUUUUCUCGAGCUCUACAACGAGGACCUACUGGACCUGCUGAAUCCUCGGCCGCGGACUGCCGGCAGCUCUGGAUGGGGCGGGCUGUCGAUCCGCGAGGACGGCAACGGCAACAUUGUCUGGACCGGCGUGCGCGAAGAGGAAGUCAAAUCUCCAGAAGAGCUGCUGAGCUUUCUUCAGAAAGGCUCCCUUUACCGCACCACUGGCACAACAGAUAUGAAUACCUCGUCCUCACGGUCCCACGCCAUCUUCUCGGUAAUCCUCAAGCAAAGACGACUUGGAGGCCACCUCUCGUCAAAGUUCCAUUUUGUGGAUCUGGCUGGCUCAGAACGACUUAAGCGAACCAACGCCGCAGGCGAGCGCAAAAAGGAGGGCAUUUCAAUCAACCAGGGGCUCCUGGCUCUCGGAAACGUCAUCUCGGCUCUGGGCGAUGAGUCGCGGCGGGCAGUCCACAUCCCGUACCGUGACUCCAAGUUGACGCGGAUGCUGCAAGAUAGCUUGGGCGGCAACAGCCAGACGCUGAUGCUGGCCUGUGUAAGCCCCAGCGACUCCAACUACGGUGAAACAGUCAAUACCCUCAACUAUGCGAACCGGACCCGCAACAUCAAGAACCGCGUCGCCAUCAACCAGGAC